Messenger RNA from Naegleria gruberi, 1863 nucleotides. RefSeq lists its product as uncharacterized. The record is from RefSeq and is a predicted model, not a curated record. NCBI's taxonomy places the organism in Eukaryota, Heterolobosea, Eutetramitea, Acrasida, Naegleriidae. The annotation marks the transcript as partial. The transcript has 3 exons. Gene Ontology annotation, biological process: carbohydrate metabolic process; N-acetylglucosamine metabolic process. Gene Ontology annotation, molecular function: glucosamine-6-phosphate deaminase activity.
AUUCUCAAAACUCCACAAGAAAUUGCAGAACAAGUUUCCGAUAAAAUAAUUCAAACAAUCAAUUCCAAUAAUUUGAAAGGAAAACCAACAGUAUUGUGUCUACCAACUGGUAGUACUCCAAUUCUUACCUACAAAGCCCUUGUAGAAAAGUAUAAGAAGGGAUUGGUAUCAUUUGAAAAUGUUAUAACUUUUAAUUUGGAUGAAUAUUAUCCAAUGGAAUCAACCCACAAACAAUCCUAUCAUUACUUUAUGAAUGAAAAUUUAUUUUCCCAUAUUAAUAUCAAGAAGGAAAAUAUCCAUAUUCCAGAUGGUCAACUCCCAAUCGAAAAAGUUGCUCAAUUUUGUGAAGAUUAUGAAAAUGAGAUUCAGCAAUUAGGAGGUUUUGAUUUGGCUAUUUUGGGAAUUGGAAGAACUGGUCACAUUGGUUUCAAUGAACCUGGUAGUCAUUUAACAGAUGGUACUAGAAUGGUCCUAUUAGAUCAAAAAACCAGACUUGAUGCAGCUUCCUCAUUCAAAGGAAUUCAAAAUGUUCCAACCAGAGCAAUCACACAAGGUAUUAGUACUAUUCUCAAUUCAAAAGAAAUUCUUCUCCUUGCAACUGGUGAAUCCAAAUCUGAAAUUAUCAAAAAGGCUAUGGAAGACAAAUUUGAAGAUCCAACAGAAUGUCCAGCAACAUUUUUACGAGUUCAUCCAAAUACUCACUAUUAUUUGGAUAUUGCUGCUAGUAAUUUAUUGAAAAUUGUUAAAACUCCAUGGUUGGUAGAUCGUAAUUUUAAUGAUUGGUCAUUCGAAUGGAAAAAGAAGGCUGUUGUUAAUUUGGCAAAAGAAACUCGAAAGGGAAUUUGUGAAUUGAGUGCUGAAGAUUUCUCAAAACAUGGGCUCACCAGUUUAUUAUCUCAUGAAAAGUAUAACACUGACAAGUUGUGCUUCUCAAUUUUCCAAGAUUUAAUGAAGAGAAUUGCCUUUGCUACUGAAAAAUCUGACAUUGUUCCUGAUAACAUCAACGAUCCAGUUCUCAUCUUUUCUCCUCAUCCAGAUGAUGAUGUCAUUUCUAUGGGUGCAAUGAUGCAUUGUAUUAUUUCUAGAAGAAAGGAGCAAUUACCACCAGAACAAAGGGAUCAAACUGACAUUAAUGUCAAAGUUUGUUACAUGACUAAUGGAUCAGUUGCUGUACAUGAAAACAAUGUAAAGAAUCAUUUAAGAUUCAGCUCUCUAACAAGUGAAACACUUGGAAAGGAUUUUAUUAACAAUCAAGAUAUUUCUCAAAUUUUGGAAAAGAAGGAUAAGAAUGACCCAGAUAGUGAACUGGUACAAAAGUUGAAGGCAAAUAUCAGAAAAGCUGAAGCUAUGGAUGCAGUUGAUGUGUUAGGAUUGCACGGAGAAAGAGAUUGCAUAUUCCUUGAUCUUCCUUUUUAUAGAACUGGAAAAGUACAAAAGAAGCCACUUGGACAGGAAGAUGUAGAUAUGGUCAAAGACUUAAUUACACAAAGAAAACCAAAACAUAUCUUUAUUGCUGCAGAUUUGUCCGAUCCUAAUGGAACACAUCGUGUGGUUUAUAGAGCUAUCAAGAUGGCUCUUGAACAAUUGGCAGAUCAAGUUAGUGACGUGUUGUGUUGGCUUUACAGAGGAGCUUGGCAAGAAUGGGAUAUUGAGGAAGCAACCUAUUUCAUUCCAUUUACAAAAUAUCAAAUGGAUUUGAAGAUUGAUGCCAUUUACAAACAUCAAUCCCAAAAAGAUAGAGCACUCUAUCCAGGUGAUGAUGCUCGUGAAUUUUGGCAAAGAGCAAAGGAUAGAAAUACUGAAACAGCUGUCACUUUAGGUAAUUUAGGGUUGCCAAAAUUUUGUGGUGUGGAAGCCUAUGUU